CGAGUUGGGCGGCAGGCGGAGACAAAAACAGCUGUAGGAAAAAUGGAAUAAACAUUAUGUUCAAUCAUUUAUCUUUUCCCACUAUAACUAGUUAUCUAAUAUAAAACAGUUCGGAAAUAAUACCAUCGCGGGUCAAGUCGGGACUCCUCGCCAUGGCAGCUGAGGAGGAGAGGGGUGUAGUUCGUGUCAGAGUCAAGAAGUCUGAGGGAAUGUUGCCAACAGAGUUCCGGUCCUUUGCAGUCGACCCCCAGAUUACAUCACUGGAGGUUCUGCAGCACAUCCUUGUUCGAGCCUUUGAGUUAAACGGGAAGCGUACUUUUGGCAUCAGCUACCUGUCCCGGGACCGUGGGGGCGUGGAGGUUUACCUGUCACUCCUCUCUGACUGGGACCUGGACGCAGCGUUUGUCAGUGCAGCCAAACCCUACCUGCAGCUGAAGAUUGACAUCAAACCCUGCGAAGACAGCCCGGUGCUGGAGGACUGGGACAUUAUCAGCCCUAAAGAUGUGAUCAGCUCAGACCUCCUGCCCGGGGAGAAACGCUCGCUGGCUGCAGCUGCCCUCCCAUUCACGCAGUCUCUGCUUUCCCAGGUUGGCCGGACGCUGUCCAGGGUGCAGCAGGCCCUGAGCUGGACCUACGGCGAGGAGGUGAAGCCUUUCAAGCCCCCUCUGAGUGACACAGAGUUCCACAGCUACCUGAACGGCCAGGGGCAGCUGUCCCGCCCAGAGGAGCUACGCUUGCGCAUCUACCACGGCGGUGUGGAGCCCUCCCUGCGCAAGGUGGUGUGGCGGUACCUGCUGAACGUGUACCCUGACGGGCUGACGGGACAGGAGAGGAUGGACUACAUGAAGAGGAAGACCAGGGAGUACGACCGGCUAAAGGCGGAGUGGAUGGCGCGGGCCAGCACGGAGGACCUGGAGUUCAUCAGGGGCAACGUGCUGAAGGACGUGCUACGCACAGACCGCGCACACCCUUACUACGCUGGGUCUGAGGACAGCCCCCACCUCAGCGCCCUGACCGACCUGCUGACCACCUACGCCAUCACACACCCACAGGUGUCUUACUGCCAGGGCAUGAGCGACAUCGCAUCCCCCAUCCUGGCGGUGAUGGACAACGAGGCCCACGCCUUCAUCUGCUUCUGCGGGAUCAUGAAGCGUCUGGAGGGGAACUUCAGGCCCGACGGCCAGCUCAUGUCCGUCAAGUUCCAGCACCUGAAGCUGCUGCUGCGCUACUCCGACCCGGAGUUCUACGCCUACCUGGUCUCCCGCGGCGCCGACGACCUGUUCUUCUGCUACCGCUGGAUCCUGCUGGAGCUCAAGCGCGAGUUCGCCUUCGAGGACGCUCUGCGCAUGCUGGAGGUGACCUGGAGCUCCCUGCCGCCCGACCCCCCAGAGACCGAGGUGGAGCUGCUGGGGCCGGCCCAGGAGGUUGAGCUGGACGGGGCCGGGGCAGGGCCGGGGGCCGGGCUGGGGGAGCAGAAGGCCAGGCAGCGAAGGCGGCACAUGCUCAGGCCCUCACGGGAAGAGGGCGACUGGGGCAGGGGGGCGGGUGUGGGGCAGGAGGAGGCGGGGGCGGCCCAGGACCAGCCCAGGGAGGAGGGGGAGGGGGGACGCAAAGCAGACGAUUCGGGAAGAGGAGGAGGAGGAGGUGGCGGAGGGGGGGAUGGGAGGUGCGAAGGGUUCAAAGUCAACCCCUUCGCCAAGCAGGGUAGUUUCGGGGAGUUCAAGUACUACAGCGCCCACAACGGGGACAGCUUUGAUCUGGACGAGCCGGAGUAUCCGUCCCGCUCUGUUUCCGGCGCUCCGCCCCCGCGGCAGCCCACCGAGGAGAGCGAGGAAGACCAGGGUGAGGAAGACCCUCUGAUAAGAGCGGAGGACACGCCUCCCCCCUCAGUGGCUUGUGGGAGACCGUCCCCUAAUGGGCAGAUGGCCUCCCCCCUCUCCCCACUCCCCCCCUGCCUCCCCAGCUGGAAAAGCCCUGCUGUGUCCCCACCCUCUGUAACCAGCUGGAGGGCACCCGCUACUUCCAAACCGGCGACCUCUUUCUCCUUCCUGAAUGGGAGGGCCGAGUCCCCAGCCACGCCUUCGACCACGCCCACCACCGGGAGGCAGGUCUCUUCCCCAUUUGCCCCCGGUGACAUGGGGGCCACGCCCACGUCCCCGGCCACGCCCACGGGCAAGCCCUGUCUUUCCUCUCCGUCCUUUUGCCCCGCCCCGAGCCGCUCCCUCCUCUCCUCCCCCAUCCUGUCCUUCGGCAGGGCCUCCUCCUCCCCGACCUGCGCUCCCAGCAAACUCCCCCUCCCCGGAACCCUGCCCUCCCCGGGGGCCAGACCCGCCACCGCUGGCACCCCCUCCGGCCUGGAGGCCACCAAGCCGGCCUCCCUGCCGCCCCCCCAGGAGUUUGGGAAGGGGAACCCCUUCAUGCUGUUCCUGUGCCUGUCCAUCCUGCUGGAGCACCGCGACCACAUCGUGAAGAACAGCCUGGACUACAACGAGCUGGCCAUGCACUUCGACCGGCUAGUGCGCCGGCACAACCUGGCCCGGGUGCUGCAGCGCGCCAAGGCCCUGUUCGCAGACUACCUGCAGAGCGAGGUUUGGGACUCGGAGGAAGGGGACGAGGUCAGCUCUGACUCCCCCACCGCCGCCAAUACCCCCACCACCGGUCCCCCCUCGCCACCGGUCCCUUCCUCCCCAGAGUCCACCUCCCCAAAUUCCACCUACAACCUGGCAACCACCAUUCCCUCACUCCCCACGUCACCCAACCUGGCAACCAGCAGCUUCUCACACCCCGCCUCUCCCAACCUGGCAACCACUAUCCCAUCACUGCCCACGUCCCCUCUGUCACCUGCUGCCUCCUGACCUUUCCUGUGUUUGCCCGUCUCUCUCACACACACACACACACACACACACACACACACACACACACACAUUCACACACUCACACACACAUUCACACACUCACACACUCAUGGACACACUCUUACACCUGUGUGAUUCCCUUUUUACUCUAUUUAUGAUCUUUUCUUGUGAAUGUAUCUUCCAUCCUUAUGUUACCUUGUGUCACGUUUUGUGCUUUCUAUUUAUUUCCCUGUCCCUUACAAACCCCUACGAUCACAGGUCCACAACCCUGGUCCUUCAAAGUCACAGGGUCUGCUGGGGUUCCAAACCUCUGUCCUGGAGAUUCACAGACUGGCUACUGCUUUCAUCCUAAAAUCAGCAGCCAAUUCAGACCCAGGAAACCAGGCAUGAGGCAAGUUAACUGUGCAAUCAAAGUUUAGCUUUAACUGAUUAUGUUCUGAUUAAGAACCAAAACCACCAGACCCUCCGGCUGCCAGGGUUGAGGACCCUCUUCUCUUGAACCUGAGUAAAUUUCAUGCUCCACCCCUCUUGCCUCCUCUCCAAGGUCUGGCAGUUUCAGUCUGAUCACAACAAUGGAAGCCAUGCUUUCAGAGUCUUUAAUGACCCCUUCUGUCUCUGCUUCUCACCUCCCUGUUUUUCUGGGAGACCAAAAACGUCUUCAAAUGAACACUGAACACUAUGAUCAAUGAAUGAACAAGAUAAAAAGGAAGUAAUAUAUUUAAACUAAAUGUGCCAUUGGCUUUCUAAGUUAUGAGGGACUGCCACUUGACUGAGACAUCUGCAUUUUUCAGCGAUACCAUAACUCCUCUACAAAGGUAUUUAAGAAAUCGAAAGAUGUUUUUAUUUCCAAAAAAUGUAGUGUUAGCUGGCUAACAUUAGACGUGAAUAUAUGAAUAACAUUAGUUACCUUAUGUUAUUCUACAUUAUAUACUAACAAUACCACAUAACUGGACUGUAAGGAUGCUAACUAAACUUAUGCUUCUGUCAAAGAUACCUCUGCUAGCUUGGCAGGAAAUUUAACGAAAUGGUUAGCUGAAACACAGUUAGAUAAGGGACCCUGAAGAACCCCUUGCAUCAAAAUAUACUAAAGGGGCAGUUCACCCAAAAAUGAAAUUAAGAUAUGUUUCCACUUACCCAGAGUACUAUCUUAUGUGUGAUUGUUUUGGAUUUAAAUACUUCUCUACCCUUUACUGAACUUGGCUGGUGUACUGGAACCUAUGAAAUACCCUCAAAAAGUACUAACCCCGCCUUCUAGUCCUCUGGCUUAGUUGCACCAGGCAAGAUCAAUGGAGCACAGAAAACGAUUUGAAUCCAAAAUGAUUACGCAUUUGAUCCAGAUCGGCUGUCUAUUCAUCCAGGGAUUUGAGGAGUUUUCUUGAUAUUCACUGCAGCUCUUCUACGUCUGCUACCAACGGACACCAACUGUAUCCACACAGUCUCAACCAAAGCAUGCCAUGGAGCAGGAGUGGGCAAUCCUGGUCUUGUGUCAGUAACUAUAACAUGUCGUUUCAGUUUUAAAGUUUGCAUUAUCAGGUUUUAUAAAAUCAGUGCUGCAGCCUAUAAGACCGAAACAGAAAAUUCAUUCAUUCAUUUCUGAGCAAAGCUGGGAAAUCAUUGGGAUAAAGCCUCUCCAUACACUAUACCCAGAGGAAGAGAAGUGCAUAGACAUAGGCCACAACCGCUUUUGGCAUCAGACACUGCGUUGUGCUACUGUUCCUCUCUCAUUUUAUUAUUUUAUUUUCUACUUCCUGUAUAAAAAAAGCGCAAUAUCGGUGGACUGUAACGAGGACAUAACUAAGGUGCUCAGAAGCUAAUACUCGGAGAGGAGGCAAAUCAUGUGGAGUGAUUGACACCAAUCAGCUACUCUUUAGUGGAGGUCAACAGCGUGUAGAAAAGUUAAACUUUACAGGGUUGUUACAGAAUGUACAUGCACGAUGAAGAGAAAAUCAAGACCGUAAACAUCAGAGCAAUAUUCUUGUGAAGGGCGGUUUAUAUUUGUGUGAAAUUCAGAUAGGUCUAGCUGUCAUGCAGACAUUUUCCAUUUAUACUUUUAAGAUGACAAUCAUUCCAUGUCACAAGUGCACUACAUAAGCAUACACAAGUAUCAGAACAAAACUUGUAUCGGAACAAAUUUUGUUCUGAUGCAAGUAGACAUUUUCCUUCACAUUUUGUACAUACCUGUGGGGAGCCUUUUGGAAACACCAGGCUUUGAGAAUCAAUGACAUGAAUUGAUUUUGGAGAUCUGUUUAUAGACAGCAGUUCUUCUCAGCUCUGGUCCUAGAAAGUCACAGGUUCUGUUGUUUUUUUCUUAAAAUUCUGCAACCAGUUCAGACCCAUGAAACCAGGUCAGGUUUCUGUAUAACUGACUGCUGAGUAAAAAAAUGUUUUGGUCAAAUCUGAAUUAUUCUUUCCCCCUGUCUGGGCUAGUAUUGAUGCUUUUCCCAUUGUCCUCUAGAGUGGUACUUCCACCCAGGAGAGAGAACACGAUUCUGAAAUGCUUUCUGAAAUGAAUCAAGUUGGUCAAAGAACCGUGAAAUUGCUGUUCCACAGAGAUUCUUAUUUUACUGAAGGAAAGAAAAAAAAAACCAGUUCUGUAAAUUAUUAGAAUUUCACUUACUUUUAAUAUUGGUAAAUGCAUUAAUAUCAUGUUUGGCUGAUUUUGUGCCAUUGAACAUACCCUUUGUGUGCUCUGGCUUUGCGUUAUUGAAGUGCCUCAUUACUGUACGUCUUUAAACCAUGAAUCUUUCAUUUUGGUGCUUUUUUUCUUUUUUCCGCAAAUCAAAUUGGAGAGGUUCUGUCUAAUCAUAAUUGAAACGUUUGCACAGGUACCAAUUUUGGCAUGACUCAUUUUCUCCCUCUCCCAUUAACCAGAAAUGGUUUCCUGCUUUCAUUAAAACCAGCAUGGGUCAUUAUACUGGGAGUUUUGUCACCAUUUUAUUGCAAUGAGCCGUUUCCAGUAUUCUCUUUGAAAUAAUUAAACGGAUCAUUGUUUUAUACUGUAUAAAAUACUAGUGUCUUUCUGCAAUGAGUGUGCUCUUCAGCACCACAGAAGGCAUUCUGAACUGGGCAAAAUGUUUCAUGUCUCAUCUAAUUUUCUGUCAGCAUUUUGCCUUUGGAAAUAAUGGACUAUUUGUGCCAUCCAGUCUUUGUUUGUGACUUACUAGUGGGUGAGUAUCAACAACUUGAUAUUACAAAAAACCCUUUUUUAUUGCUGUACUGUAUGGUCAGGCAUAGUGAAGUUUAACAUAAUGAGCGAUUAUUCAGUCUUUCGACUGCCCUUUUACUCGUGAACAUGCCGUUUUUUUCCCUGACUGCUAUAAAACAAUGAAACGAUGAAACCUGAACAGUGACUCAUGUUUCCGUCCAGUCUUUGUUUUCUUUUGUGUCUGAAGAGAGGAUGUGAAAAGUGAUGGACAGUAAAAGACUUUGCCGAAGUGAACAUCCUUUUGAGGCCAGUUUCCUCUCCUGAAGCGUGAGCAACUACAGAACCCUAUAUUUAUUUUCCUUUUUUUUUUAUGAUGUUCUUACAAGAUUCAAUAUUUGCACAAUUGUUUUCCUGUGUCUUUACUUGAAUGCAAGCAAUGGGUGUAUUUGACAAAUAAAAACACCUUGUAGGAUGGCUUUUUAUUUUAUUUAUUAUUGGUCAUUUUUUUCCAUGACAUACAGCUUGAAUGGGCCAGAGAUAUUGACAUCAUUGCAUUGUUUUUACUGACAAUUGCAUGAAGCCUGCUGUAACCGCAAAGGAAAGUUUCGCUUCCAAAAACACACAAAAGAUCAACUCCAAAAACGAAACUGACUAAAUCGAAGCAGUUCAAACCCAGGUGGUAUUCACAGAAUUGUGUGUAUGAAUGUAUGAAUAUUACUGUAAAUAGAAAAGUUACAAUAAAGCUAUACUCACAGUUGGUAA
Molecule: messenger RNA, 6762 nt
Organism: Conger conger (European conger)
Lineage: Eukaryota; Metazoa; Chordata; Actinopteri; Anguilliformes; Congridae
Product: TBC1 domain family member 25-like
Exons: 7
Coding region: 153-2855 (900 amino acids)
Biological process (GO): regulation of autophagosome maturation; activation of GTPase activity
Cellular component (GO): autophagosome
Molecular function (GO): GTPase activator activity
Source: RefSeq, a predicted model, not a curated record